AUGAAAAAAAAAGAUGACGAGAAAAAAGAUGACGAAACGAAGAAAAAAGAUGACAAAGCGAAAAAAAAGACAAUGAAGCGAAAAAAAGAUGACAAAACGAAAAAAAGGGGUCUAAAAAAAGACCUAAUAAGAGAAGACCUAGACAGAGAGAAGAUAGACCUCGAAAAGAAAGACGACGAAAGUAUAUAUUGUGUAUAUAUAAUAUUGUUGACGAAAAAAAAAGUCGAUGAAAAAAAAAAGAGGCUAGAUAAUCUAGAUAAUUUAUGUGAUAAGAGAAAAUAUGUUGUUCAUAAUAUCAAUAAACAAGAGAAUUUAACUCUAAAUAUUCAACUUCGGAUAUCAAUAUCAAAUUUACAAGUUGAUAAUGUACCCACUGGAAGAUUCUUGUUAUGUCGAGUGAUUUCCAGAUUCGUAAAAUUAUAUGCCCUUUUAGCUCUUGUGGAAGAUCCAGAGGGUAAUGUUGAAAGAUUUGCUUUGUAUAAUUGGACAAAUAUUCCCAAAGAAGGUCAAUCAAAUAUUAAAUCUAUAAAUCAAUUAUUUUUACCAAUUGGAACUCUACUUGUCAUCAAGAAUAUAUCUUAUGAAUAUGUCACUGGUAAUAUAACCAUAAUUCGUUCUAAUAACCCUGAUGAUGUCAUCAUCGUCGAUCAAAAUAACAAGUCGUUUAGUGACGUGAAAUGGUCCACGAAUGAAAAGAAAGUUGAGAUAAAGAAUGCCGAUGAUUUCCAUCGUUGUGGAAAUGAUUAUUUUUCUUCAAGUAAUUAUAUUGCAGCUAAUUAUAAUUAUUCAAAUGGCAUCAAAUUGGAGCCACAAAAUGUCACUUUACUUAUUAAUCGAGCAGAAACUUGCCUUCGAUUGUAUCAAUUUCAUAAUGCUCUUAAGGAUACAGAGAUUGCUCUUAUGUAUGAACCCAAUAAUUUAAUAGCAGCUUAUCGCAAGGGUAAAGCUCUUUGUGGUCUCAAACAUUAUAAAGAAGCCACUAAUAUACUUCAAAAUUUACAUCAAAGAACGAAAGAAGGAAAAGGAAGAGGUUGGAUCGCUAAAUGUGACAUUCCUGAAUAUACUUUGCUGAUGGUCUCUAAAGCAUUUAAAGUAGUUUUUAGUAAUGAAGUUUUUGGAACUAUGAUAAGCGAUACCCAAAAUGAUGAUUCGCUUGUUGAAGAAUUAACUACAUGUAUUACUCUGAAACUUAUUGCAGAACCUUAUUAUUGUCAGGAAGUGUAUCAACUUUAUGAUGGUUUAAAUCUUAGCGAAAAUGAAAAAAUUGAAUUAAUCAACAAAAAUGAAGUGAAUAUUAAUUUAAUUGUACAUACUCUCCUGCACAAUGAUUUUGGUUUAAAUUAUAAUGAAUUUAAUCUUAAAACUGAAAUAACCGGUACAGGACUGUGUAUCUUGCCAUCUUUGUUCAAUCAUGCAUGUAUUGAUGAAAAUGUAAACCAUUUUUUUCUUGGUGAUUUGAUAUUCCUUCGAACUAAUCGGCCUAUUUCAAAAGGUGAAGAGCUAAUUAUUAAUUACAGAAAUUUUGCCUUUUGUUAUGAAGAACGAUUAGUUUAUCUUAAAACUAUGAUGAACAUAGAUUGCCAAUGUAGAUUGUGCAAGUUGGAAAGAUCUGAAUCACAAGAAAUUAGACUUAGAAUGAGAGAACUCUUGAAAAUCUAUAAUGAAUCAAUCAAACCUAAAUUAUUAGAAUCACAUAAUGUUGAUCCUUCUCUUAUUAAAGAAUUAGAAGAUAUAAUUGCUAAAUUAAGUAGUCUUCGAAAAGAACAUCCAGAUCUAGAAUUCAAUACAAUGGAACUUAGAAUUAUGCUGGGAUAUGCUUACCGUAAAAGUGGAAAUAAUAAAAAGGCUCUAUCUAUUUUGAAAGAGGCAUAUGAUUUAUAUAAAACAAUUUGUUUAAGUCAAAUUCGUGUCAUAAUCAAUAAUAUUCUAAUUAUCAGUUUAGAACUCGAGUUGUUUGAAGAAGCUAAGAAAUGGGUUGAUAUUAUAUUGAAAAUAGUUGUAGAACCUAUAAUGGGUAAACUUGAGGAUGAUAAACCUGAAUGGAGAAAAGAAGCAUUGCGUUUGACAGAAAAAAUUUAUCCGAAAAUAAAUUCAUUUGCUGAAACUUUAGAAAUAGUAUAA
Molecule: messenger RNA, 2121 nt
Organism: Rhizophagus irregularis DAOM 181602=DAOM 197198
Lineage: Eukaryota; Fungi; Glomeromycota; Glomeromycetes; Glomerales; Glomeraceae
Source: RefSeq, a predicted model, not a curated record